AUGAGAUUUUUUUCAGCUGCAAUAAUUUUAUCAUUAUCUACCUCAGCAUUAGCUGCUAUCAAACAAGUUCAAUUGUUUGCUGUUUCAGAUGAUGAUGAUAUAAAUGGUUCUGGUUUAUAUUCAACUCAUGAAGGUGCAGGUAUAAAUUAUUUCUUUUUAGGUGCUGCUCAAACUUUACAAUAUAAUGAUGAAUCAAAAACUGUAUUUAUUGAAUUAAACACUCAACCACCUGCACCACAAGUUUUAGCUUUCGAGGGUAAAUUCUUAGCUUUAACUGUUGCUCAAGAACCAUUAUCUGUUGAAAUUGAUGACGAUGGUGAUGUUACUUUCCCUGGGUCAAAUAAACUUUUUGCGGCAUUGAAUGUUGAUGAUCCUUAUGGACAUUCAAAGAAUGUUCACGCAGUUGUCAAAAAAGGUGGUAAAGGUGCUGUACCAAUAACAAUUAAGGCUAAAAUAGUAGGAGAACAACCGGGAAAAAGAUCUAAAUCUUCAGAACUGAAAUCAUCUCCUAAACCAACUCAUAAACCAACUCAUAAACCAACUCAUAAACCAACUCAUAAACCAACUCCUAAACCAACUCCUAAACCAACCCCUGAAACAACUCCUGAAACAACUCCUGAAACAACUCCUGAAACAACUCCUGAAACAACUCCUGAAACAACUCCUGAAACAACUCCUGAAACAACUCCUGAAACAACCUUAUCCUCAUCAAAAACUAGUGAGUCAAAUAAAACUGUAACCGUGUAUUCCACCUGGUGUCCAGAACCAACAACGUUAACAUUAACUGUUUGUGAUACAUCAUGUUUGAAAUCCGAAGUAACUAUAACAAAAACAGGUUGGGUUACUGUACCACAUGUUCAAAAAGAGACUACAACAGUACCAACCCCUAUUCCAUCACCAAAAACUUCCAAGUCGCCAGCUCCAAGUCCAUCUCCUACUUCCAAAUCAGUAGAAUCCCCAAUUCCAGCCCCACCUAAACCAACUGAACCGGUUGCUCCAGAACCAAUCCCAACUGAAUCACCAGCUCCUCCAGCUCCUCCAGCUCCUGCUCCACCAGCACCUGAAGCACCACCAGCUCCUGAAGCACCACCAGCUCCUCCAGCACCACCAGCACCUGAAGCUCCACCAGCUCCUGAAGCUCCUCCAGCUCCUCCAGCACCACCAGCUCCUGAAGCACCUCCAGCACCUCCAGCUCCUCCAGCUCCUCCAGCACCUCCAGCUCCUCCAGCUCCUCCAGCUCCACCAGCUCCUGAAGCUCCUCCAGCAGUAGAAACACCAGCUGCCCCACCAAGUGUCACUUCUUAUGAAGGUGUAGCAGCUAAUUACAAAGCAGGCUCAUUAGCUGUUGCAUUUGCUGCUAUUGGAUUAGUCUUAUAA
This is a messenger RNA of Lodderomyces pseudojiufengensis, 1377 nucleotides long. RefSeq names its product PGA30. The record is from RefSeq and is a predicted model, not a curated record. Bases 1 to 1377 code for a protein of 458 amino acids. NCBI's taxonomy places the organism in Eukaryota, Fungi, Ascomycota, Pichiomycetes, Serinales, Debaryomycetaceae. The transcript has a single exon.